Molecule: messenger RNA, 3730 nt
Organism: Schistosoma mattheei
Lineage: Eukaryota; Metazoa; Platyhelminthes; Trematoda; Strigeidida; Schistosomatidae
Source: the annotation of a GenBank genome assembly
CUAAAGCUUAUGUUAACCUCUCAGUGAAUUGUAUUAUAAAUCUCACAAAAUUCAUUCCGCUGGCUGAAAGCAAUUAAAAUAAAUACCUUGGCUGUUGUAUCUAUAAGUUUGGUCAACUAGGAACGUUUGUACCUAGUGUCGUUUUACGCGCCACUCAUGAACUAGAGGUUUGGCGGACUCGGUCAAGUUAUGCAGGACCCUACGUUGCAGUUUUUGCGUACUUUAGUUACUCAUGGGGAAAACAAGUACUGUUUUGAUUGUCAUCAAAGAGGCCCGACGUACAUAAACAUCACAAUUGGUUCCUUUGUUUGUACAACAUGUAGUGGUGCUCUGAGAAAAUAUAACCACAGAGUGAAAUCAAUCUCAAUGUCAAAUUUUUCCCAAUCAGAGAUUGACUUCCUUUGCACUCGUGGAAACAAGGCAUGCCGAAAAAUAUAUUUGGCUCUUAGCGAAGACCAAACCAUGACUGAGAAAGACUUGAAAGAUGGAGCUUUAGAUAAUUAUUUAAGACAGAAGUACCAGCUACAAAAAUGGUAUCGCGAACCAACGUCGCAGAUAGAAUCUGAAGCUUUGAAAGAAAAUCGAGAACUUCUUGAGCAGUCAGAAAAAAACAUGAAUCAGAAAGGCCAACGUAAUACAUGUGGUAAUGCAGCUGCUGGACUUAUUGUUCUGCCUACUCGUUCAAGUACUAAUCUUCCUUCCCAAAGCAAUCUAACCAGCGGGACAACACAAAUACCACAACAAUCUGUCACGAAUCAUUUCACCUUUAGUCAAAAACAGGAUGCAUUUAACAAAGCGACCGCUGAUCCAUUCGCUUCUUUUUCCACUCCAACUUCUUCCUCUUCAAAUACUAUUGCUGUUACCACCACUACCACAACAACAACAACUACUACUACGAAGUCUGAUCUCUUCGCAAAUUUCUGUCCUAAUGUCCUUACUUCUAUAAAUAAUUCAACAGUUAAAUCAUUCCCUUCUAACAUAAAUCCUACUAUAUCGAAUAUUUUCCCAAGUUCAUCGAUAAAUACAAUGUCUAGUUUCCCUGGUCCAAGUGGUGGAGAUAAGUAUGCCGCACUUGCAGAAUUGGAUGGUUUAUUUAAAAAUACCGGACUUAAAUCAAUGACUCCAGAAAUAAUGGAAAAAGGUGCAAAUGAUAUUACAUUACCUAAAACCAAUGUGUCUAGUGUAUCAGCCAGUGAAUGGGUCACCCCAUUCUCACCUCAUAUUUCUUAUUCCAAUAAUCCUGUUGUCGAAACAACACAUGGAUGGUCUGCGAAUAAAUCUUUCAAGGAUAGUUUACAAUCACUCAAUCCCUUUGCCAAUCCAACAGUUGGAGUUCCAAAUCCUCCAGCUUUUAACAGAUUUACUAAUCCAUUCACAAGUUAUCCCAUUAUGACAGUACCUUCAAGUAUCAAUCAGUUUCCUGAAACUUUGAGUCUAUCCAAUCCAGAAAGUAAAAACCCAUUCCUCUCAAAUGCCCAGCAGUCAUUUAAUGCAAACCCAUUUUCUAACUUGGCGAACUUUACAUCUGCCCAUUAUCAUUCACAAGUAACUUCUAGUUCUUUUUCACCCACCAUGCACCCAGCUAAUAAUUUUCCUACAAAAAUGAAUAAUCCCGUGAAUGGAGUGGUUGGACAACUUGGUCAUACUAGUGAUUCUACUACUCGUUAUCAAUUGUCCAAUUUCAAUCCUUUCUGAAUAGAUAGAAAGAGAAAAAUAUUACAAUGAUACCAUGCUUUCUUUAUUGAAUAAUUUUGAUUUCAUUGUCGGUGAUAGAUGCUAUUCUCCUCCUUUUAAAAAAAAUAAUAAAUACUUAAUUUAAGACCCAUUAUGACAUUUGAAUAGUGUGUGUGUGUGUGUAGGGGAGAAGGAGCGAAGUAGAUUUCAGUGAUACAGCAUUUUAUUUUCUGUUUUUCUCUCAUUGUAUUUUUCCUCUUUAGUAGUAGUUUUCUUUAGAAAUUUAUCAAUUUCACUUAUUAUUGUUAUCUCAUUGUCAUCAAGAUCGUCAUAGUCAUUAGCGGUUUCCGUUCAUUAUACACGUGUGUUCCUUCUUUCCCCGUUAAUUUCAUCGAUAAUAAUAAUAAAUCUCUAAAGAUAAUACGUCCAAAUCAGUUAUUUUAAUCAGCAUCAGUCAACUCAUAUUUCACUCUUUCAAUACAGUUGGAGUAUGUGAACCACUUCAACAAUGUAUGUGUGUGUGUUGAAUUUUGUAAAACUAUAAUUGCUAUUCUUUACAAGAAAAAGAAAUCUCAUUUCCUUUUUAAAUCAAUCUAUGUGACAAUCAUUGAGUAACAUUCCGAGAGAAUUAUUACAUAAUAUUCUUGUUGUAUUUUUUCAAUGUUGAAAAAGAUCCAAUUUAUAAUUUAUGACUAUUUCAGUAAUUCUCUCUAUCUCUGUCGAUCUGUGUAUGUAUGUAUGUAUGUAUGAAUCUUGUAAUGACCUAUCUCUAUAAUGCUAAGCUAAUUACCUCUUUCUCUGUCUUUUAAUCUAUUCAAUCUAUUUACAAAUUGACUUGAUAACACUAUUGCUUUGACUCCUUUUCAAAAUUUACAAUAUCCUAGGCGUAUAUUGUAAUUCUUAACUGGAUUAUUAUCCUUUUGUUUUUAUUUUAAUGAUUAGUUUCUAUUUACUUUUUUUUUCUUUUAAUGAGAGAUAUUUUUCUUGAGUUUAUUUUCUCGUCCAUUUUCCCAAUGAUAUAAACUUUCAAUUUAGUCAUUUGUUAUAACAACUAAUCUUUUGUUUGUUUGUUUGUUUCUUAGACAAUUCUGAUUAACAAAAUCACAUAACUACAAAUAUGAAACUAUUUGAAUUGGAUCUCUGUUGUAAAUGACAAAAAGCAUACUAUACAUCUCAUUCAUUGAUUUGUGUGUGUGUGUGUGUUUGUAGCUCGUGUAAUAAAAGUGAGAUAAAUACAUUUCUUUUUGUGAAUGUCACUACUUAGUGUUUCCCAAUACAGAUCAUUACAAUUGAUGCUUAGAAAAAUGCAUAUGUACCUUACGCUAUAUGUUCUAGUCUAGCGUAUUUGUCUCAUAAUGAUGAUGAUAAUGUAUGUGUGUCUGUGUAUGCUGUUUAAUAUUCAUUUUGUAUGUUUUUACUUUCAUGAUCAGUUUUCUAGGUGUCUAAUGUGUAGGUAUGCUUUACCUUGCAAUCUGAUUCUUAUCAUUAUUGGUUAAUGUAAUUAAUUCACUUGACUAUUGUUAAAUUAUUCAUCCUUUUUUUUCUCUGGUAAAAAAGCGUUAAUUUUUUAUGUAUGCUAAUUAGACUCCGUCAUUAUUGUAUUAUAUAUGUGGAGCAUGUCAGUGCGUAUUCAUCUGCCGUCAUCAUUUAACUCAUUCCUCUCUGUCUCCCUCUCUCCAUAUAUACAUAUAUUCACUACAUCACACUACAGAUUCUCUGAUCAUUAUUAUUAUUACUAUUCACAUUGUUAGCAGUAUUAUUAUAACAACUUAUCGAUAAUAAAAUUGAAUCGAAUAAAUUGUGUCCAAAUCGUAGUCUCAAUUGAAAACAGAAAUAUAUUUUAGUUUUUAUGUCUGGUCGUUUGUGUGUAUGGGUUCGUUUCUAAUCACAUAUAUAUGCUAUGUGUGCGCGCACUACCUUUUCGCAUUCCUUAUGGUCGAAUUCCUGUGUUGUUUUUUUAAUAUCUUAAAUUUACUUUUUAUUUCCGAUUUCAUUAGACUGGUUAAUGAUAAAAAUAACAAUAGCCAUAUGUAACACAUUAUUAUCAUCGUGUUCU